AAGAGAGAGAGAGAGAGAGAAAUUGCGUGAACAUACCAAGCCAGCUCAUCUUCUUGUGCAGAGCGGAACUUUCUUUUUAGCCAUUGGAUGUGAACGAAAAUUUGAAAAUGCCUGUCAGGAGGGGGCACGUUGCCCCCCAGAACACCUACUUGGACACGAUCAUCAGGAAAUUUGAAGGACAAAACCGCAAGUUCCUUAUUGCCAAUGCUCAGAUGGAGAACUGUGCCAUCAUUUACUGCAACGAUGGUUUCUGCGAGAUGUUUGGCUACUCCCGGGUGGAGGUGAUGCAGCGCCCCUGCACUUGUGACUUCCUCACCGGGCCGGACACAACGCACAACUCCAUUGCGCAGCUGGGGCAGGCAUUGCUGGGAACCGAUGAGUGUAAGCUGGAGAUCCUCUACUACAGGAAAGACACAUCCUGUAUCCGGUGUUUGGUGGAUGUCGUCCCGGUCAAGAAUGAAGAAGGAGUUGUCAUCAUGUUCAUCUUGAACUUUGAAGACCUGGCAGCUCUCAUUGCCAAAAGUGCCAGGCAGAGCCUACACCAGCGCUUGUCCCAAGGAUGGCGAACAGGUCAAAAUACGAGCUUGAAGUUUAGUCUCCCGCCCCUACAACGUCUCACACUGCGGCGGAAAUCUCUGACUGCCACUGAGUUUGAUGGAGUAGCCAUUGACUAUGGAAAGCCUGGAGGGGACUCCUUAAAGCUGAGGGAGUUGAAGACUGUGCCCAUGGAGAACUGUGUCCAAUCUGAGACCGAAGCACUGCUGGGAAAGGAGAGGAGAUCGAGCCUGGAGACGGCAUCUGACACUGAAGUGCAACACUCCGCCCCAGCGCAAGAGCUACCUUCUCUAGGGCUUCGAGGGUCGCGCCCUGCCAGGGGUUUGGGCCGGUUCCAUCUUGGGGGCAGCUUCCAUAGCCUCCGCCAGUUCUCCUCCUUGGAGAGUUUGGAGGCUGCAAGGUCUGAGUUCCAGAGAAAAUUCAGGGAAAGGAGGGCAAACUCAGAGGCGUCCCAUGUCAAGCCCAACCAGAAUUCCACGUCAGACUCCGACCUUAUGAAAUACAGGACAAUCAGUCAGAUCCCCCAGUUCACCCUCAACUUUGUGGAGUUCAACCUAGAGAAACACCGCUCAGGCUCUACCACGGAGAUUGAAAUCAUCGCACCCCACAAGGUGACAGAGCGCACGCAGAACGUCACCGAAAAGGUCACUCAGGUCCUGUCCCUGGGAGCCGAUGUCCUCCCUGAGUACAAGCUGCAGGCACCCCGCAUCCACCGAUGGACCAUCCUGCACUACAGCCCCUUCAAGGCCGUGUGGGACUGGCUGAUCCUCCUGCUGGUCAUCUACACGGCCGUUUUCACGCCCUACUCUGCCGCCUUCCUGCUGAACGAAGAGCAGGAGGAGAAUCGCUCGGACUGCGGCUACUCAUGCGACCCGCUCUACAUCAUUGACCUCAUUGUAGACAUCAUGUUUAUCGUUGACAUCAUCAUCAACUUCCGCACCACUUAUGUCAAUAUCAACGAUGAGGUAGUAAGCCACCCAGCAAAGAUCGCCAUCCACUACUUCAAGGGCUGGUUUCUCAUCGACAUGGUGGCUGCCAUCCCCUUCGACUUGCUCAUCUUCCGCUCUGGAUCAGAUGAGACAACCACCUUGAUAGGGUUGCUGAAGACAGCGCGACUCUUGCGCCUGGUGAGAGUUGCCCGCAAGCUGGACCGCUAUUCCGAGUACGGGGCCGCUGUGCUCUUCCUGCUCAUGUGCACUUUUGCCCUCAUUGCCCACUGGCUGGCUUGCAUCUGGUACGCCAUUGGCAAUGUGGAGCGGCCCUACAUGGAGCAUAAGAUUGGGUGGCUGGACAACCUCGGCGACCAGAUCGGCAAGCGCUACAACGACAGCGACCUCUCUUCUGGCCCCUCCAUCAAGGACAAAUAUGUGACAGCCCUAUACUUCACCUUCAGUAGCCUCACCAGCGUGGGCUUUGGCAACGUCUCCCCCAACACCAACUCCGAGAAGAUCUUCUCCAUCUGUGUCAUGCUGAUUGGGUCUCUCAUGUACGCCAGCAUUUUUGGCAAUGUCUCUGCCAUCAUACAGCGCCUGUACUCGGGUACGGCUCGCUACCAUACCCAGAUGCUGAGGGUGAAGGAAUUCAUCCGCUUCCACCAAAUCCCGAACCCGCUGCGCCAGCGGCUUGAGGAGUAUUUCCAGCAUGCUUGGUCCUACACCAAUGGAAUCGACAUGAAUGCGGUGCUGAAAGGCUUCCCCGACUGCCUGCAAGCUGAUAUCUGCCUCCACCUCAACCGCACCCUGCUCCAAAACUGCAAGGCCUUCCGAGGAGCUAGCAAAGGCUGCCUGCGGGCCUUGGCCAUGAAGUUCAAGACGACCCAUGCACCACCCGGGGAUACACUGGUGCAUUACGGAGAUGUCCUCACCACUCUCUAUUUCAUCUCGCGCGGCUCCAUCGAGAUCCUCAAGGAGGACAUUGUGGUGGCCAUCCUAGGGAAGAACGACAUAUUUGGGGAACCUAUCAGCCUCUACGCCAGGCCUGGGAAAUCCAAUGCAGAUGUCCGAGCCCUCACCUACUGCGACUUGCAUAAAAUCCAGCGUGAGGACCUCCUGGAAGUCUUGGAUAUGUAUCCAGCCUUCUCAGAUAAUUUCUGGAGCAACCUGGAGAUAACUUUCAACCUGAGAGAUGCAGACAGUGUUCCUCGGUCCCCUCUCAGUGAGGAAUAUGCAUGCAACUAUCGUCGAGCACGGCGCCGUAAGCAUUCCCUCUGCAAAGCGAACAAAAUAGACUCGGAUAACUUAGAUGCAGGCAUCUCAGAUCCUGAGCAGUACCACGCGUACUCGGAGCUCACACAGUUGCAGCGCCCACACAGCAAGGACCACUGGGACGAUAUGUGCAGCACUACGACACCUUGCUCCCAGACCAGUGAAGAGGAGGCCAAGAUGCCUAGCCCCAUGAAGAACGAACCUUUCACAAACGGUGAAAAGGCCAAAUACGCCCCAGCUGUGGUGAACCUGGUCCCUGAUGCCAUCGACGUUGACAAACUGGUGACUGAUGACAGCCUGUCCUAUGCAGCAACGCCAUUGGAUGUUUCCAACCUGUUCACAUUCUGGGAAGACAAGAGGCCUAAUUCCCUUACGGAGCCUCUCCAGCACAUGUCAUUGGUUCACAGCCCUUUGGACAUGCCUCCCAACUCUGAUGACAGACCGCGGCAGAUUGACUCCAAGCUGGAGUGCCUGCAGACACAGCUCAGCAGGCUGGAGUCCAGGAUGUCUUCUGACCUGAAUCUCAUCCUCCAGCUGCUGCAGCGACAGCUGUCUCAAGUGCCACCUGCAUAUAGCACUAUCUCGCCAUCCUCCCACAAUCUGGCUCUGUAUAGCAUGAGCCUGAGGAGCACAGAACCUGAAACUCCACUAGGAGAAGAGGAACUGACUCCCACAAAGGAGACUCCGAGCGACUCAGAAAUCGAGAAGUUGCAGCUGAAAUCCAGGGACUCGUUGUCAAGUGGUGUACACCUGACUGUGGCUUCUGAUGAGACCAUGACAAUCAGCUCUGAGCAAGAGCAUUGCUCACAGACCCUGCCAAACCUGGAGCCUCACCGGAGGGCACCGGGCAACCAGGGACUUUUCCAAGGAUCCCGUUUCCCUUCCCUUCCUGAGCACCUUGAGGCACCUUCUGAGCACCUGGACAUUCAGAGACACCUCUCUGACCCUUUGCUUCCUGGGAGUUAGGAAUCCAGUUGAGCCCAAAGUCAAGUCAAGAGGAGCCUGAACUGAGAAGUUGCUUUAGCUGUUUUUAAUUGUUGCACUUGGAGGACAAUACUCAUGGCUCAAGGUGAUGAUACUUGUUGCCAUUCCCUGUCCUCUCUGAAACGAGGGCAGUUUAAUAGUGGGUUGGCUUCCAAGAUGAUUGAUUUCAGAAACGGUACUCCGUAGAGUAGACUUCAGGUGCAUAUUUCUCCCACCCCACCUGACUCCAAGAAGAAUGGCUGGUUGACUUUUCCCUCCACAUCCCCAAUCUUGGCAUCUGUUAAAUGUUGGGGUCUGCCUCUGUCAGUGUUUGAAUGGUAACUAGUAUGGCGGGACAUUGGAGCACUUCCAUAAUGUAAUAAAGUAAUAAUAGGAAAUUUUGUCUGGAGGAAGACGAGGAGACUGCUAAGAACUUAACCUUUUCUUGGGUUGUAGGAGACCAAGAAUGACUGUGUCUUUCUUUGAUACUUACAACUCGUGUCAGAAGAUUCUAGUCAUUGUGCAGGAGGACCCUGUGAAGUAAGGAGGGGAGAGUAAUACGAUGCCACAACUUUGUACAUGGGAAUAUAAUGAACCAUUUAAUGAUCUGCCCUAGUGCAUAUUGAGGGCGACUUCAUAUAUUACAUUUUUCUUGCAUGGACAUAAAUCUCUGUUGAGAGAACAAAAGAGUGUACACCUUGGCAGAUGAAGUGCAGGAUAAAAGGGGAAAAUGUGUAGCACAAUUUCAUACGGGGCUGCCAGCAAGAUUUUUGGCCUUGCCGUUUGUACUCAGGCUCGCUUCUGAAGGAUGCAGUCCCUGGCCUUCCGACAGCCCCUCUGAGCCCUGCCCCAAGUUCUACAGCCAACCCUAACAGAUUAAUAUGUAUGCUGUCUGUAGCCCUGAAUGUAUUAGUUUGCUCAGAGCUAUGUUUUGCAGAAUCUGGUGGGGCUUACUCCCAGAAAAGCAUGCAUAAAUCUGCAUCUUCAUUGUAUGAAAUGAGCUGGUAAAGUCAAGUCUAGAACCCCUAGCGCCACGCAACAAACACAUUUGGGUCUGAGUUAAUAUGGGGGGAGGAUUGUCUCAUGCGUUGCCUGCCGAUUUGUAAAGGAGGGCUGAGUGACACUAUUCUAACAAACUGGGGUGGAGGGAACCUGUUCUGAAAAUGUAUUUCCCAGACACUUGCAACAUUCCAGAUUUACCUGGCUUUGGAAAACAUUCCAGGAACAGCCAGUUUUGUGGUUAGCUCAUGAACCUAGCGUAAAAGGUUAUUCUGGACAGUACCUUGCCGUUCUUUGCGCAAGCCACUAUGCAAAAUGCAGGUAUGUGCAAGUGAGCUGUAUUAUUAUUAUUUUGUACAGAUCUGCAAGGCUGGUUUAAGCACAAUUUCAGAUAACCUUGGAAAGAAGAAAACAAACCAAACAGAUCACUUUUUGUAUGUGUGUAUUUGCCUUUCCCAAUUGAAUCCCCAUACCAUAGCAUUGCAUAGAAUCAUUGUAACUGACUCCUCAAACCCACCCCCAUUUUCACCCCUCAGUUAGAUGCUGCAAUGGCCCUAGGCCACCAAUCCAAAAUAACAUAUUAAUCUCCCAGUGAGAGUAGCAGGAAAAAUAAUAAUAACUGUGAGCAUUUUCUUCUUUUUUUUCUCUCAGGAGUGUUAGUGUACACUUUGUUAAUAAAGAUUAUUUUGACACCUA
Lacerta agilis (Sand lizard) is the source of this 5417-nucleotide messenger RNA. It is a transcript of the gene KCNH6, whose product is annotated as potassium voltage-gated channel subfamily H member 6. Gene Ontology annotation, molecular function: inward rectifier potassium channel activity. The transcript has 16 exons. NCBI's taxonomy places the organism in Eukaryota, Metazoa, Chordata, Lepidosauria, Squamata, Lacertidae. Gene Ontology annotation, cellular component: membrane. Gene Ontology annotation, biological process: regulation of heart rate by cardiac conduction; regulation of ventricular cardiac muscle cell membrane repolarization; membrane repolarization during action potential. Bases 108 to 3725 code for a protein of 1205 amino acids. The record is from RefSeq and is a predicted model, not a curated record.